CCUCAUCCUUGAAUGUCAUUGAUUAGAUUUUAAAUCCACAGAUAAUUAAAAAAUAAUUAAUUCGUAGAAAUCCGGUCGAUCUAUCAUAUUUAUCGAAAUCAGUGUACAUUCUUUGUACUUAAAACGAAACAGAUAUAUAUGUUUUAUACUUGACGGAAGCGAGAGGGAAAGUUUAGUGCAGCCCAGUGUAAAGCGGCAAGAGAGACCGGUCUCUGUCCCCACGUGUCCUGCCUGUUCGCCCGCAUUGGUAAGGACGAUGGCACUCACGGGUUUUAGGUUAUCGAGAUAUCGUAGAUCGUUAUUUUUGACGUGUAAACAUUUUUGUAAAAAUGGAAAUGUGUGUUACGUUAAGUUUAGCAGCGCAAGCGACAAGAGAGUCGGCAAGGAGACCGUCACGCUGUCCGACGGCAAGCACCUCCACUUUUCUACGGGUCAGUAUGCGCGUUUCGCCGAUGGCUGCGCGGUCGCGACCCUGGGCGACACCUCCGUCAUGGUCACGGCGGUCUGCCAGCAUCAGUCGUCCUCCACUUCCUUCCUGCCGCUCGUCGUGGACUACAGGCAGAAGGCGGCGGCAGCUGGCCGCAUACCGACCAACUUCUUACGACGAGAGCUCGGGCCGAGCGAGCAUGAGAUCCUCACAAGCCGAGUGAUCGAUCGUUCCAUAAGGCCACUGUUUCCAGAAGGGUUUCACUUCAACACCCAAAUAAUGUGCAACAUGCUGGCCCUCGACGGCAUGAACGACCCGGACAUAGUCGCGAUCAACGGCGCCUCCGCGGCACUCAGCGUCUCCGAUAUUCCGUGGAAUGGCCCGGUAGGCGCCGUCCGGAUUGGCAUGAUCGACAACGAGCUGAUAGUCAACCCCACGAGGCGCCAGAUUCAGGACAGCACGUUGAAUCUCAUCAUCACUGCGGCCAAGCAGAACAUGAUUGUCAUGCUGGAGGGCUCGGCUGAUGAGAUAUUGGACCCGCAGCUGAAGAAGGCGAUAAAGCUCGGCGUCAAGGAGUGCCAGAGCAUCGUGGCGGCGAUUACGAGUCUGCAAAAGAAGUGUGGCAAGGCGAAGAGGACGGUCGAAGUGGCUGACGAGCAGCAGCAGGAUGUGGAUUUGAAGAACUCCGUAAAGGAACUCUCGGAAGCAAAGUUGCAGGAUAUAUUUACAAAUUACACGCAUGAUAAAGUAUCGAGGGAUAACGCAGUCAAGGAUCUUAGAAGUAGCGUCAUCGAGACGCUGCAAAACUCAAACUUUGACGUUAAGUUAGUGGAAACGAUGUUUGGAAAGAUUUCUAAAGACGUGUUCAGGACAUUGAUUUUAGAGAAGGAAGCCAGAUGCGAUGGUCGCCCGAUGGAUGCUUUACGCGAUAUAUCAUGUCAAGUAGACCUUUUUAACUCCCUUCAUGGUUCGGCUGUAUUUCAAAGAGGUCAGACUCAGGUCAUGUGCACCGUGACUCUGGACUCUUUGGAGAGUGCGCUUAAAAUGGACACCAUGUCAAUGCUAAUUAGUGGCGUGAAGGAGAAGAAUUUCUUUCUUCACUAUGAAUUUCCACCUUACGCGACUAACGAAACUGGACACACAAGUCGUGCGGGUCGCCGAGAAUUGGGACAUGGCGCUUUAGCGGAGAAAGCCCUACGGCCAGUUCUUCCAAAGGAUUAUCCCUUCACUAUAAGACUGACUAGCGAAGUUUUAGAAUCAAAUGGUUCCUCCUCGAUGGCUACUGUCUGCGGUGGAAGUUUGGCACUGCUUGAUGCGGGUAUACCUAUAUCUUCGCCAGUGGCAGGCGUUGCUAUAGGCCUUGUGACUAAACAUAAUGAAACCAAGACUAACAUUGAGAAUUAUAAGAUAUUGAUCGAUAUAUUGGGAAUUGAGGAUUACCUUGGGGACAUGGAUUUCAAAAUAGCAGGCACUAAGCGAGGAUUCACCGCACUGCAAGCCGAUGUAAAGAUACCAGGCGUUCCUUUGAAAAUCAUAAUGGAGUGUAUAGAAAAAGGUACUAAUCCUAAAUUGCAAAUAAUUAAGACUAUGAAUACAGCGAUACAAGAGCCGCGACAAGUUAGGAAGGACAAGAUGCCAGUAGUCGAUAAUUUGGAAGUCCCUGUUCAUCAAAGAGGAAAAUUCCUCGGGAUUGGUGGGAUGAAUCUAAAGAAAAUAUUUUUGGAAACCGGAGUGCAUAUAUAUGUGCGCGAUGAAAACACAUACUCAAUAUUUGCGCCCAACGAAGACGCUAUGACUGAGGCUAAGGAAAUGAUACAGAACAUUUUACAAAAGGAUCGCGAACCGACCUUGGAAUUUGGUGCCAUUUAUACUGCGAGAAUAGUGGAGAUUCGGGAAAUCGGGGUCAUGGUGACGCUAUAUAACAACAUGGUGCCAACAUUGCUACCUAACUCUCAAUUAGAUCAACGUAAGAUCCAUCAUCCCAGCGCUCUGGCACUUGAAGUCGGUCAAGACAUACAGGUCAAAUAUUUCGGACGAGAUCCAGUAUCCGGACAAAUAAGGAUAUCACGAAAGGUGCUGCAGAUACCGUCUUCGAUUCCGAAAACUUUGCAUCGCGAUGACAAACGCGAUGACAAACGCGAUGACAAACGCGAUGACAAACGCGAUGACAAACGCGUUGAAAGAGAAGAAACGUGAAAUCUGCGUUGCAUAGAAUUAAACUUUAAAGUUUUAAAUCAACGCGUUUGACACACACAUACACGCACAAUGUGUUAUGUAUGUGGCAAGAUGGCUCUGUAUAUUUUUCAUCAUUCUGUUAAAGAAUGAUCAUUUUCACAUGCAGCAGGUUCCAGCUGUAUGUACCCGUCUUGUAUUUUUGUAUAAUAUCCUUGUUAAAGAUAAAAAUAUAAAAGAAAAAUAAAAAAAUAGAAAUUAAAAUAUA
Messenger RNA from Monomorium pharaonis (pharaoh ant), 2867 nucleotides. RefSeq names its product polyribonucleotide nucleotidyltransferase 1, mitochondrial (gene PNPase). Bases 257 to 2623 code for a protein of 788 amino acids. Gene Ontology annotation, biological process: mitochondrial RNA 3'-end processing; mitochondrial mRNA catabolic process. Gene Ontology annotation, cellular component: cytosol; mitochondrion. The transcript has 7 exons. The record is from RefSeq and is a predicted model, not a curated record. Gene Ontology annotation, molecular function: polyribonucleotide nucleotidyltransferase activity; RNA binding; 3'-5'-RNA exonuclease activity. Lineage: Eukaryota; Metazoa; Arthropoda; Insecta; Hymenoptera; Formicidae.